UGUAGCGCAGCACGGCCAUAUACUUAGCUAUUUUCUGAUAUUUUUGCGGAUCCCCAAUGGACAAUUUCAGCAACGUGCAAAUGAUUGGUGAGGGAACCUUUGGAAAGGUGUAUGUGGCAAAAGAUGCAAGAACAGGCAAAAAGCUGGCAAUCAAGAAAAUCAAAAUGGAGAAGAACGGAAUUUCUUUGAUUACGAUUCGAGAACUGAAAGUCCUGAAACAGUGCAAGAACCGGCAUAUCAUAAAGCUGUACGACUGCUAUAUUGAUAACGACAGCUUCUAUAUGGUACUUGAGUAUCUUCCGUUUGAUCUCUCAGCACUUUUUCUGAGCAAAUAUCGAUUUUCUGAUAAACAAAUCAAAAAUCUGGCGUAUCAGCUGCUUCAUGGACUAUCAUAUCUCCAUCAGCGGGGCAUUAUACAUAGAGAUGUCAAAUCGAGCAAUAUAUUGCUCACCCGUGAUGGCCUGCUGAAAAUUGCCGACUUCGGACUAAGCAAGUACGAAUGCAGAGACAUGACAAACCAAGUUUGCACGCUGUGGUACAGGGCACCGGAACUGCUCCUGGGAGAGAACAACUAUGAUAAUAGGAUAGAUUCCUGGUCUGCCGGUUGCAUCUUGUUGGAGUUUAGGGUACAUAAUCCAGUGUUCUCGGAGAACAACGAAGUUUUGCAAAUUACCCGGAUUUUCAAACUUCUGGGCGCCCCUCUGCGUACAUACAGGUAUUCGUCUCUGUUCGAACAAGAGAAAUACGCUGUAAAUUUGGCAUGGUACGAUAUUAUGGAUCGUAAUUUUGGUCGGUACUAUAACCCAGAUUUACUGCACCUGAUUGGUUUACUGUUAAAGCUUGAUUAUAGCGAACGGAUUAGCUGUACCGAUGCCAUAUCAUUACCCAUAUUUGAUGGUGAUAAAUAUGCUUACACCACAAUAGAAUUGAAUGACGUGCAUGAUACGAUCGUGCGCUCACGAUUACGUGAAAAAUAUAAAACCAGGAUAAGUAAAGAUCAAGUGUAA
Vavraia culicis subsp. floridensis is the source of this 1007-nucleotide messenger RNA. Its product is annotated as CMGC/CDK protein kinase. Gene Ontology annotation, molecular function: cyclin-dependent protein serine/threonine kinase activity; RNA polymerase II CTD heptapeptide repeat kinase activity; ATP binding. Lineage: Eukaryota; Fungi; Microsporidia; Pleistophoridae. The coding region runs from base 57 to 1007 and encodes 316 amino acids. The record is from RefSeq and is a predicted model, not a curated record. Gene Ontology annotation, cellular component: mediator complex; nucleus. The transcript has a single exon. Gene Ontology annotation, biological process: protein phosphorylation.